Molecule: messenger RNA, 860 nt
Organism: Mustela erminea (ermine)
Lineage: Eukaryota; Metazoa; Chordata; Mammalia; Carnivora; Mustelidae
Gene: FAM162A
Product: family with sequence similarity 162 member A
Exons: 6
Coding region: 248-691 (147 amino acids)
Biological process (GO): neuron apoptotic process; positive regulation of release of cytochrome c from mitochondria; cellular response to hypoxia
Cellular component (GO): mitochondrion
Source: RefSeq, a predicted model, not a curated record
CGCAGGCCCCGCCCACACGCCCCGCCGCGUCACGCCCGACCCGCUCGGUCGGCGCUCAAAUAGCCCAAGUCCCGCCCGCCUGCGCCCGCCGCCUCUUGCCCAUUGCGGGCGUUCGGUGACAUUGAAUGCGCCCGCGCUGUCACCGCCCGGGAGGCGCUGUCGGGUCAGCGGAGUAGGCGGCCAUGGGGAGCCUGCGCGGCCUGCGCCAGGCAGCGGGUACCUGCGUGAAACACUUUUGGUCACCUUUAUGAACUUUGGAAGUUAUUUUAGGUUAUAUGAAAGAGGUUCUUCCUCAUCUCUAAGACUUACCAGAAACUCUGAUUUGAAGAGAAUAAAUGGAUAUUGUGCCAAGCCACAAGAAAGUCCAAAAGCUCCAGCCUACACUUACAGCCACAGAGUGCCAUUACACAAACCUACAAACUGGGAGAGGAAGAUCCUGAUAUGGUCAGGCCGCUUCAAAAAGGAGGAUGAUAUCCCAGAGACUAUCUCGUUUGAGAUGCUUGAUGCUGCAAAGAACAAGAUCCGAGUGAAGGUCAGCUAUGCAAUGAUUGCCCUGACAGUGGCAGGAUGCAUCUGGAUGGUUAUUGAGGGCAAGAAGGCUGUCAAAAGAAACGAGUCUUUAACAAGCCUGAACUUAGAAAAAAAAGCUCGCCUGAGAGAAGAAGCAGCUCUGAAGGCCAAAACAGAGUAGCAGAGGUAUCUGUGUUGGCUGGAUUUUGAAAUUGCAGGAAUAAUGUUGCAGCAAUUAGCCUGUAUUAAAAAAUACGGUACGAGGAUCCAUUUCAUGAAAGUAUGGUUUGCACAGAUUUGUAAUUUCCCCAUUCCUGAUACAGUGGGACAAAUAAAUUUCUUUAAAGAAA